Helianthus annuus (common sunflower) is the source of this 1104-nucleotide messenger RNA. RefSeq lists its product as uncharacterized. The transcript is spliced from 2 exons. Gene Ontology annotation, molecular function: nucleic acid binding; zinc ion binding. The record is from RefSeq and is a predicted model, not a curated record. Bases 1 to 1104 code for a protein of 367 amino acids. Lineage: Eukaryota; Viridiplantae; Streptophyta; Magnoliopsida; Asterales; Asteraceae.
AUGAAUCAAGCACAAGGAAUCCAAACACAGAUCCCCAAAUUCACCGGGCAAAAUUAUUACCACUGGCACAUUCAAAUCAAAGUAUUAUUUGAAUCACAGGAUCUGUGGAAUAUCAUAGACGAGGGAUUCAAGGAACUGGGUGCAAAUCCAACCGAGGAGGCAACGGCAACGUACAAAGAUGCAGUCAAGAAAGAUAAACGAGCGUUACAUAUCAUCUUUCAAUCGGUAAACGAAACAAUAUUUGAGCGUAUUGCACUUGCAAAGACAUCAAAAGAAGCGUGGAACAUCCUGCACAAAUCUUACAAAGGAGAAAAUCGGGUAAAAAACAUUAAACUUCAAUCUCUUCGUAGUGAUUUUGAUGCACUUAGGAUGAAAGAAGGAGAAUCUAUUGAAGAUUAUUUCAAUAGAACAGUAUUAAUAGUAAAUCAAUUGCGUAUGAAUGAAGAUAAUAUCAGUGAACAAAAGAUAGUCGAAAAGAUCCUGCGUAGUUUGACUCGAAAUUAUGAGUCGGUUGUGAUUACAAUAGAGGAAACGAAAGAUUUACAUGAUGUUUCGACGGAAGAAUUAAUGGGAAUUCUUCAAUCUCACGAACUGAGAUUAAAACGAUAUGAUGAUGUUCCGAUCGAACAUGCAUUUCAAGUACAAAAUUCUAUCCAAGAUAGAUACAAGCCGACUCGAAAUGAUGGUUCGAUGAAACAGCGGAACAAAGGAAAGGGUCGAAACUGGAAUAACAUUAGAUGUUAUAAUUGUCAAAGGCUCGGACAUACAGCAAAAUUCUGUCAAAAGAAGGAUGAGGGUGAGAAACCGGAUAAUGUAUUAAUACAUAAAGAUGAUGAAAGUGAUGAACAUGAAGAUACGAUGUUCAUGAUAUUUAAUAUGGAAGAGGCAGUCAAGGAUGACUGUUGGUUUCUCGACAGUGGCUGUAGUAAUCACAUGACAGGGAGCAGGAGUUUAUUCAUCAAUCUGGAUGAAUCCAUAAAAAAGGAAGUAAGAACAGGAGACGACAAGAGAUUAGAAGUUGUUGGUAGUGGAGAAGUGUCCGUCUCUUUUAAAGGAAAGGACCGGACGAUACCAAAUGUUUUCUAUGUAGAAGGAUGCAAAUAG